Molecule: messenger RNA, 6973 nt
Organism: Megalobrama amblycephala (Wuchang bream)
Lineage: Eukaryota; Metazoa; Chordata; Actinopteri; Cypriniformes; Xenocyprididae
Gene: hic2
Product: hypermethylated in cancer 2
Exons: 2
Coding region: 310-1974 (554 amino acids)
Biological process (GO): regulation of transcription by RNA polymerase II
Cellular component (GO): nucleus
Molecular function (GO): protein binding; DNA-binding transcription factor activity, RNA polymerase II-specific; RNA polymerase II cis-regulatory region sequence-specific DNA binding
Source: RefSeq, a predicted model, not a curated record
GGAGCAUUUGGAUUGCAAAUCUGGCAGCAGCAGUGGCAGGUCAUGGCACGUUACACCAUUUCAGCAGCCUUGGGCUGUUUAGGCAAAUGAGAGUGUGUGGCUGGCAGAGGCAGGGCAUUUACCCUCUCUCUCCCCCUCUCUUUACUGCCUCUUAUUCAAAUUUGGGUCAGGGGUGAGGAUUUCUCACGUCACACAAGCUUGCAGGCAAGAUGGCGCUCGGAAAGCUGUGAGAUGUGAAAACAGAAUGACUGUUUGAAGAGCUUCUGUCGAUGCUUUAAGGUUUCAUAGGUGAAGAAAAAGAAGUUGGAAAUGGAAUUGCCAAAUCAUGCCAAACAAUUGCUGCUGCAGCUAAACCAACAAAGAGCCAAAGGUUAUCUGUGUGAUGUGAUCAUAGUAGUAGAAAAUGCCCUUUUUCGGGCACACAAGAACAUCCUGGCAGCCAGCAGUAUCUAUUUCAAAUCUCUUAUCCUUCAUGACAACUUGAUUAACCUCGAUACGGACAUGGUCAACCCGUCGGUUUUCCGGCAGGUUCUAGACUUCAUUUACACUGGCAAGCUUUUGUCGUCUGAUCAGUUCAGUGACCACAAUUUCAAUGCCCUUCUAACGGCAGCAAGCUACCUCCAACUUCACGACUUGGCUGCUCUCUGCAGAAAGAAGCUCAAGCGUAACGGGAGAUCCCUACUUAAUAAACCCACCACCCCUACCAAUGGAAGAACUUCUAGGAACCAAAGGCUGUCCUCUACACCUGUAACUCCAAACCAAAUGUCAGGGUUAAAAGACAGUGAGAAGACAAAGAGGCAUGAGGAGCUACUCAAAGAUGACUUGUCUGAGGAUGAGAUGUUUGGGAGAAACGCCCACUGUGCCACCUCUGUGAAUUCGCUCAGUCCCUCAACGAGUAAGAACGGAAGCAACGGCAGUUGUGGCAUGCAAGAACUUGGCCUAGACCUUUCCAAGAAAAGCCCCUCAGGGAGCACAGCCACUGAAGAAGUCAGUCCCAGCAGCAUCCCACAAGAAUCACCUCAGUCUGCCUCAGAAUCCACAGCCAACAGUGCCUCAUUUGAUGAGAACACCAACACGCCAAACCUCACCGCUGGAGAGCCCAUGGAGCUGGGUGGAGGAGAAUGCGAAGAGAGUCAACCACUUCCAGAAGUUGACCAGCAUAAAAGCUCCCGGCAGGUUGCCCGGCAGAGGCGGCAAACCAAGAGCGAAGGCAAAAAGGUCGAAGAUGCGGAACGUGGAACUUUACCCAACGGCGUCGCCAAAAGAUUGAACGUGGCUGGGGAGAGGCUCCCUGGUGGAGGAAAAGGCAACUCCGAAGUAUCCUACCAGUGUAAAGAUGAAGAGGAAGGUUUAGAGAAUGGUCAGGAGCAAAGUGAAGAGAGCGGACAGAGCGAGAGCGAAGGUGGGCGGAAUAGCACCAAUUACGUCUACCGCCAGGAAGGCUUUGAGCCUGCACUCGGUGACAACCUUUAUGUUUGCAUUCCCUGUGGUAAAGGCUUCCCGAGCUCUGAGGAGCUGAACGCCCAUGUGGAGACCCAUACAGAGGAAGAGUUGUACAUCAAAGAGGAGGAUGAUGAAGUAGAAGCAGAAGACUUGUCUGCGCAAAUAACCCAUGUCCACGGCCCCGAGUCGCGUCGCUUCAGCUGCUCGGUCUGCAACAAGACCUACAAAGAUCCGGCCACUCUUCGUCAACACGAGAAGACCCACUGGCUCACCCGUCCCUUCCCCUGCAACAUCUGCGGCAAGAUGUUCACCCAACGCGGCACCAUGACGCGCCACAUGCGUAGCCACCUGGGGCUGAAGCCCUUUGCCUGCGAAGAGUGCGGCAUGCGCUUUACCCGCCAGUACCGGCUCACGGAGCACAUGCGGGUUCACUCAGGUGAGAAGCCGUACGAAUGUCAGCUAUGUGGGGGCAAAUUUACCCAGCAGCGUAACCUCAUUAGCCACCUACGAAUGCAUACCUCCCCGUCAUAAGCCAAAGACACCUUGAACAGGAGACCCUUAGCAAAAAGAGUCAAUGCACACCUCUUCCUUUUGAAGUACACUGCAAGGAGCCGAUAACCCAAAGCAGGAUUCUCUUCUGCUGUAAAUUUACAGGAGGAGCCUUUCAAACAAUGAGCCCCAACAAUGGAAAGAAUAAACCAAUCGGUAUGAGUUUAUGGGCUUAUGCUUUUUUUUUUUUUUUUUUCUUUUUGAAUAUUGCUGUGAAUGUAAAAAAUGGGUACUAAUGUUGUUGUAUGAUUUCUUGGGAUAUUGUGACCACUCUCAACCACUGCAAUCCAUGCUUUGCUUUUACGAUUAUCUUGAGUCCAUGUGGUCUGUCUGAUAUUCCUUCUUUCCAUUCUUGGUCCUUGAUAAAAGUAUCACUCUGUUCUGGUGGUAUAGUCUAUGUAAAACUCUCAGCAAGGUUUGGGCUUGUAAUGACCAAGUUAUUCUAUAUACAAAGGUUAAAUUCUUUGAAGUGUCUCCUAAGGGUCUCAAAGAUAGUGUUGUCAGACAUGCAAGGAUGGCUUGUCUGUCAUCAUUUAUGUGGUGUUUCAUAAAAGCUUUGUGCAUCCAACCAAACAUUUCCCAGUAUACCUACUCUGCACAUCACAUCCAUUGGCUUUAUUCUAGGUGUAGCUGGAAAACAGGGUCUUUGAUAAGGUUUGUACCGUGGUUGAUUCAGUUAUCAGUACCCUGCUCCUACAUCUGGAUUCAAGCCAAUGGCAAAGUGAUGACGAGAGGCCAUGGGUGUCCUUUAUCGUUUACUCGUAUAGUUUAUAGGGGGUUUACUCUCAAAGAAAAGCCAAACUUAAAGGUACUUGUUUUUAGAUUUCUUUAGAUAACUUAUUGAUAUGCUUCUGUGAAUGUUUUAACUGGAAAUUCUUUCCUUUUAUUUCUUUUGGGAUCAGAGAGGGUUGGUUUGGGUGAUGGGUUGGGCAGGGUUCAUUUUAGUGAUGUUGAACUUCAUAAAUUCUGUCUGUACUGUUGUUUUUCACUUUUUUGAUUUACGUUUUUUUUCCCUUCACUGAACAAGGCAAGUCCAUAUGGACUUGUCUCAUUGCUACCUCUUAAUUAAGAACAAUACAUUCAUUGGAACUAUGGAGGUCUCUGAAUAUAGAUGUAUAAAGUUUGCUGAGGCUUUCAAAGUAGUUGUCACCUGCCCAUCAACAAAGGUUUUAAGUUUUAAAAGCAUUAAUGUAGAGAAUAGCUUCUUUGGGCGCAUGUAUUUAAGGUAUUGAGAGUUUUAUGUCAGAGAAAUCCAAAGAUAAAUUUAAUAUUGGGGAGAAUGGCUUACCAACAAAUAUUUCCUGUAGAAUAUCCCUACCAAAGGUUUUAGAUUGCAUUGCAAGAGGUAAGGAUGUACUUUUGUCUUUUUAGUUCUCGACGAAGAGCAAUGUAGAGGGAUGUUAGUUUGUACUUGACAUUUUACUAAAAACCAAUGAACUUCUGUCUUCUGGUGGAUGGUGGGCCACUGGCUUUCCAUUUUUUGAAGUUUACAGUUAGUUUCUCAAGAGUGUCUUUUGGUUUCUUACUUUGUCUGCAGAGAGACUUCGAAGAACUUCAGAAGGACUAAUUUGUUUUAGUUCAGAGCAAGAAAAAACCGCAAGAGAGCAUAACGAGCGUUGUAGGUUUUUGUUACGUGUCGACCAUACUUGGAAAGCUUACUGAAUGAGGAGGAAUUGAUGCACUGGAUUGCUUAUUAGCCAUCAGCCCCAAAUAAAACCUUGUUCCAAGACGAUGCUAAGUUAUGUGGCGUCGCUUACAAACCAUCAUCAUUUAUUCAUUCGAGGUAUAGGUAUUAUGUAAAGUGUGCAUGCUGAAAAGAAUUUAUGGUUAUUCAAAAUGCUGGUAAUUGUGUCGGGUGAAUGUUACAUGGUCAGUGUUGGUGCAAACGCUGAUGGAUGUAUUUAUAGUUCAGUGCUGAAUUCUUCGCUGCCAUCUUCAUUUCAUAACUCGGUUACAGAUUAAUUAUUUCGCCAAUCCCAGUGUAUCACAUUCCAUGAGUAAUUUUUAGCCUUCUUAAUGUAAAAGUCUUAAUGGCAUUCCUUUUUUGGGGGAUUUUUUUUUUUUUCUGGUUCUUUCUCCAAAGUCUUGUGUUUGUGCUUGCUAACGAUGAACUUUGGGGUGCAGCUAUAGUCGUGUUAUUGGAGCAAUGUUUACAGACGUCUUUUUCCUGGAAUCCUUUUGGUCUUUAAUUCGCCUGCUCAAACUUUGGAGACGUUUAUCAUUUCUAUAUAAACCCAUUCUCAAUAUUCAUGUCUUUGCACCAAAGCUAACCCAAAUAGCCAGUUAUAUAAGAAUGCAAGACAGUCACCAAAAAGUCCUGUUUUCAAAGUUGUGCAUAUCUUGGAUGUUAAAAUUUGUUUUGUUACAGUAUAAGUGCGCUCUGGUGUUGAUACACAUCUCAACUCAGGGAGACUUUUUAAAUAUUUUUUGAUGAUGUUGUCAGUUGCACUGAAAUGGAUUCCAGGAAAAAGUUCCCACUGAUAUCUUGCUAAUUUACAAGCACUUCAUUUGAAUACCAUCAAAGAACCGAUGUCUUGGGUGAUACUAGGCUCUGUUGUCGAUUCCAGCGUUUGAGACUAUAGCUGAGAGAACUGGAAGAGCAGAAAAAGGAUGACAAAAAGUUUCAAACUGUGACAAUAAUAUUUCUACUUCAAAACUUCAGGGAUAGUUCUGCAUAUUUUGAAAUGCGGAGCUUUCGACUACAUUUGUAAGACUGUGUCAAUACUGUGUCAAUUUCUGUAUUUUAUUGAUGAAAAGCAAAACACUAGUUUCCUACGAAAUAGAUUUUAUGAGUGUGUUCCCAUUUCAAAACGCCUUCAAAAAAACAAAAACAAAAACAAAGCCAGAGAUGUACAUGGAAGAGUUUUACUUUUAAGUUCCAGAGUGUUUUUUGAACAAAAAAAGAAAAAAACUGAAAAAAAAAAGCAUUCUAGUAAGCGCAAACUGUAUAAACUAAUAAGAUGAAAGCUCAUACCCAAAUUUUCAGACUAUUUUCUAAAACCAAAGCACAUUUUGAAUGAUUGAUUGAUUGACAGCUUGUCUGACAUUAAAUAUACUUGUGUAUAAUAUCUCAUUGUUUACAUAAACUCUUUACAGUCAUAGACCUCAGGUGAGGGGAGGCCAGUUUGAACCUGCUUCUGUGUGUCACCAUCUCUAAACGAAAGCAAACCGAAUCGUAACCGUGUGUCUUACCCUGUGAAUGUAGCCGCAUGCUUUUGAUUUCGGUCGGCUACAGCAUUGGAUUUGCUAUUUUGGCCCUUUAAGACGUGCCGAGACAUCCCUUAUGAAAAUCAUAUUGUCCUUGACAUGAUUAUUUUUAUGAAUGUGCUGCUUUUUUUUUUUUUUUUUUUUUUUUAAAUAUGUAAAUACGCAUGAAUAAAAGUACAUACACAUUUACCUCAAAGUAACUUUUUAGGACUUGCUGCAUAUCUAUAUCUAUAUAUAUAUAUAUAUAAUAUAAAUAAAUAUAUUUUAUUUUUUAAGGUUUUUUUUUUUAGUCAUCUUUCUCUUGAUAUUUUUUUAGUUUAUUUUAGUCUGUUUUAAAAAUGUGUUGUAUGUAUUCUGAGCUGCCUGAUUUUUCCAUUGUCCACAAAAGAAGCAUCUUAAAAACCGACUGGCCUCUCCUCCGUCUACAUUGGUGCAAACACUUACUGACAGUGUUCACUUUUUUAUCAAAUGUCUAUUGUCAGUGAUGAAUGUAUUUAUUUGUUUGAUCCUGUUUUGACUUUUUAAGAGUUUGGAUGAGACGACGUGUCUUCAGGGUCUGAGUUUAUUCUGUUGUAGUAAGCUGAGAGGUAAAUUAAAAAAAAAAGAAAAAAAAAGACACAAGACAGAUAAUUUUCAAACCUGUGAAGAUGUAGACAUGAGGAAUGUAUUUCUCCAUGAAGUGUCCAUCAUAAAGGAUGUAUCCCACAUCGUUUUUGUAAUUUUUAUCUCACUCAAUGCAUGCACAUGUUCUGGAUCAUGUGUUUUCUGUCACAGACACUUGAAGGCUGUCGAUUUUAAAUGUUCUCUGUCUGUACGCCUCUGCCCACCGAUACAGGAAGGGACCCUUUAGAAUUGCGUCAAAGGCAUUCAAGGUUGUGUUUUGUGUACCGAAAGCUGCCAUGUUGCUGCGCGCUGUGAUUCAAGGCUGCCGGUCGAUUCCGUUGUUUAUUAUUUACAAAUGCCCAACAGAGCCAAAGGUUUUUCCUAAGAAACGCUUGCAUCUCUUCACUUUCUCAUUAGCCAACAGAAUGCAGAUGCAUCUUAUUACUGUAAGAUCACAUAUCUUUUUAAGCUUUAUAAAAUGCACUUUCUAAGUUCUCACCGAGGUCCUUUACGCAAGAUCUAGGCGAUUUCAUCUUAUCAGUUAUUUACAAAUCGCAACGUUUACUUGUCUAAACAAUUUAUCUCACACUUUUUUGCUGCUAAUGUGUAGUUUUGUCCAAUUCUACAUAUCCCAGAUAGUAUUAUGUUGUUGUUGUUUUUUUUCUUCUGUCAACAUAACUGGUAAGUGUUAGGCGUUCAUAGGGACCUCAAGUUACCAAACCAACCCAAACAAACUAAACCAAAGCCAGAUUUACAAGCAUGUGCAUAGCAGGUGGGCAUGAUUCCCAUAUGUUUUCACUUAAACGCCAUAUCACGUUUAAAUGCUAGAGCGUUAGUCAUCCUAGCCUGUCCAUAAGCAUUCCAAUAACUUUAUAUGCUGAUUAAUAUUUAUUUUCAGUUCGAAUGAAAGCAGGAUGUCGGAUUAGAGAGGAAUUUGGAGGGGGGGAAAAAAAAGUCACCAGUAGAAGCAUUAGUUUGGCGCACUUGUGAAGGAAGACAAGUUGCCCUUGACGAUUAUUAGCUGGAAUUACUGUUGCGUGUGUGUUUUCGGUCAGCAUUGAACACAGCUCGCAGACAACACGGCGGUUUCGCCUUCCUCAGAGAGCUUGUAUUCAGGUCAGAGCUACAUGCAGCUCGAAUUCUGUCUCAUGUGAAUAAAACAGUGUACAGA